This is a messenger RNA of Pyricularia oryzae 70-15, 3745 nucleotides long. RefSeq lists its product as uncharacterized. Bases 1 to 1899 code for a protein of 632 amino acids. The record is from RefSeq and is a predicted model, not a curated record. Lineage: Eukaryota; Fungi; Ascomycota; Sordariomycetes; Magnaporthales; Pyriculariaceae. The transcript is spliced from 2 exons.
AUGGCUUCUAAAUACUGUCACAAGCCUCUACCCCCUCCUGACCCCGGGUCUGCAUCGCGCCCAAUUCGGCUGCUGCGGCUCCUUCCCGCCACAGACGCCUCCACCCCGCUGCAGGGCGAGCUAAAACAGGUCGACCUGUCAGAUGCACCCCGCUACGAAGCCCUGUCGUACGUUUGGGGAGACCCUGUAUUCGACCAUGAGCUGCACGUUCUAGAGGACGGCAACAACGAUGUCGUCAACAUUACCAAUAAUUUGUCGCUAGCCCUGCGUCGGCUCCGCCUCGCAGGUGAGCCGCGCACGCUGUGGGUGGACGCCGUAUGCAUCAAUCAGGUCGACGCUGAAGAGCGCGGCCGGCAGGUGGCCAUGAUGCAGGCCAUCUUUGGCGCGUGCGAGUGCUGCCUCGCGUGGCUGGGUCCGUUUUUGCACGAGGACGACAGGCCCCGUCGCCCCGAGAGGGCCGAGGAGGGAUACAUGGCCAGAGCCAUGGACACGUUUGAGCGCAUGGCCGUCCACGACGCGGGGUUUCUGGGCAGCAAAAGGGAGACGGCAGAGUCCAUCGCAUCUCUGCACCGUGGUGGCAGGCCCAUCCACGCCGACCCGGCCAAGCAUCACUACCUCCUGUCCAGGGAGGAGACCAUGAUGCUCUCGUUCCUCUUCCGCAGGGCCAAGCUGUGGGAGAGGACCUGGUGCGCGCAAGAGUUUUCCCUCUCGCCCCGUCUGGUGCUGGUCGCGGGCGAUGCGCGGCUCGACUGGGAGCGGGUAGAGAGCUUUCUGGACAGCGUGCUCCGCUCAAACGUCUUCCACGGGUCGUUUGGCCACGGCUGGGUCAUGCAAAUCAUCGGACAGUCCUUCUCCAGCCCCAAGCGCAUCCAGGAGCAGCGGCGAAUCUUGCGGGGCGGCAGUGCCGAUGACGCGUCUACCCUGAUGGAGGUGCUCGCCAGGUUCCGCCACCUCGAGUCUGCCGACCCCCGCGACAUGGUCUUUGGUCUGCUCGGCCUGGUGGACCCACCAAUGCGCGUGCCGGUAGACUACACCAAGACCACCGCCGAGGUCUUUGUCCAGACCACGGCCGCCAUCAUAAACUCGCGCGGCGACCUCGACGCCGUCUGCCAGAGCCCGUGGUUUUCCAGCCGCAACGACACGCGGCCGCCAGAAGGCCUGCCCUCGUGGGCCAUCGACUUUGCCAGCCACAACGCGGGCGACCUGGUCUCUGCCCAGCAGGGUAUCUUUGCGACUGGCAGGUCUCAGUGCCAGACUCCUUGCCAGGUCAUCGGCGGGGUGGCGCUCAAGUGCCGGGGUCGACGCUUUGGCGGCCCAGUGUCGGCUCCCGGCGUCGACACGGCCAAACACCGGUUCCCAACCUACAUGGGGCCCGAAGAGGUCAUCGCCGAGGCCCGCCGCCUAGGCUACCUCAAGGACCCGGACGAGCCGUACCCGGCGACGGGCGAGCGGACGACGCAGGCCCUCUGGCGCACCCUGGUCAUGGACUGCACCGCCUACCCUACGCGCAGGCUGACGGCCGAGCAGGUGCAAGAGGAGACCAAGAGCCUGGACGGCAUCCUUGACGAGGUUUGCGCCCUGCCCAAGGACACCAUGUGGAGGGAAAAGGAAAAGUUUUACCGGAAGCUGCACUCGUACAUGAUGUUUAGGCGCAACCGCGAAACGUGGCACUUUUUCACCACCGACGACGGCAGGUUUGCCCUGGGCGGCAGCGAGGUCCGCGAGGGCGACGUCGUUGCCGUUCUGGAUGGCGCAAAGGUGCCGGUCGUGCUCCGGCCGACGGGGGAGAGCAUGGACGGCGUCGAGUGCUGCAGGUUUGUGUCCCCGGCCUAUGUCCACGGCUCCAUGGACGGUGAGGAGGUGGAUGGGCCGGGGACGCAGGACCUGCUUUUGGUUUGAAGCCACUCGGCUCGAUGCAGCUGUGCGAGAGAGCAAGUAGGGGAUUUUUCAGCUUUUGCUGAUGAGAUCAACAGGUGGUGUUAACAAGGGGAUCAGUUGGCGAGCAGGCAACUUUUCUAGCAAGAACACACCGCGACGCCAAAACCCGAGAUUACACCUUCACCAAGGCCCUCAUCAAGUCAUAAAUGACACAACAAUCUACAGGCCAAUCUUGACUGCCAAAUAGUCUACUGCAACCUGAACCGUCAGGCCCAGGAUGCCGGUGGCGGGGAUCUUGUCGUCGUCGGAGCGUCUCUUCCAGCCGAGCUCGUAGGGGAGCCUCUCGUUCUCUGCGUACGAGUUAGCGACAAUCGUCAAUCUCAGAAGCGCGUAGGGCACACACCAAAAAAGUACUCGACCCAAGACCUGUUGGCGUUUCCAUUGUCGUAGUUCCCAAAAAGGCCCAGGUACAUGGCGGUCUGGCCGAGCGAGUUGGUGUGUCCGUCGAGGGGCAGGUUGAACUUUGGGUUGACGGCCUGGGCGGUCUUUUGGCGGGCGGCCAGGGCCCUGGCGGCGUCCCUGACGGAGAUGGUGGGGGAGGGCCAGUGCGACUUGGUCUCGUCAAAGAUGGUCUGGUUGAAAGACCAGUUGUCGCCAAAGAAGAGGUCGGCGCGGCUGAGCGACGCGUCGUGCUCGAUGAGGUCGUGCUUGUUGAGGUCGUUGAGGUGGAACGUGUCCUUGCUGCCCGUCGACGACGCCGUCACGGCCUUGUUGCCCUGCAGUCGGAAGAAGAGCUUGGCGUCGUCGCGGAGGUUGAGCCCCGCGUGCAUGCCGUCGAUCAGCGCGUCCACCGAGAUGUCCUUGCCGUUGCGCGGGAGGUAGCCGUGGUUGGCGAGACUGUUGAGGAGGGGGCAGGGGGAACGGCCUGUGUUUUUGUUUCGUUGUUGUCAGUUGGCCCUGUGCGCGGAAGGCAGGAGGGGAUGGGGAGGGGAUCCAUUUAUUGACGAGAGACUCACGAUCACCACUGCCCGGUGCCUGCCACUGGUGCGCGGCGUCCUGGCAGAGUGCCGAGGACGCAAAGAGGGCGACGGAGAAGAGAGCGACGAGCAUGGUGACAGAGGCAAACCAAAGGCACUGAAAAGAAUGGACGUGCAAGGAGCAGCCUCCCAAAGAAAGAAUCGGCUUGGCGGGUUAUUCUGCAUCUAUAUACCUACUUCGUAAGCUACCUAGCUUACUUGUUGCUCUGCCCCCCUAAAUUGCGCCAAGCCUUCCGAUUUGGACCGGGGAAGCAUGCGCCCCGCGUGAGAGCGAGUCGGUGGUUGCCGAGGCGGGCCACAUGAGCUCCCGGAGCGGCCCACCCACCAACGGGGUCCCCGAGCCGCCGUCGCCCCACGGCCAGCUUAGCCGAAAGGGGGGGCUCAAGGACCCGGUAUUCUGGGAAAUUACCCUCCACUUGCAUUGAUGGCGGGUGAAAUUUGACAAGGCCAUAUUUGGAAGGCGCCAAGAAGAUUGCCCUAAAAAGUACAAAGUAGUGACCGAGAGCCUCUGACAGAUAAUUUAUUAACAGACGAUACUAUCGUCGCGACAAAACAACAGACAUGCAAUUGCCAGGGUCAAAGGCAAGACACCAGCACGCUGAUGCAUGAUGGAAUCAAUGUCCGCAUCGCAAAGCAUUGGGGAUCUAAAAGGUUGCAGAAGCUGUGAAAAUAAUGUUCCGCCACAUGCACCGCUUUCUCGUUUGAUAGACGCGCCAGGCAGUCCCUUGUUCCUCGCGACCGGCCGAGGUUUCGGUCUGGUCAAUGUUUUGUAUAAUUAUCCAGCAGUCGUUGUUGUUCCUGCGACUCCCUUUCGGUUCAACCCCUGCAGG